Molecule: messenger RNA, 506 nt
Organism: Racocetra persica
Lineage: Eukaryota; Fungi; Glomeromycota; Glomeromycetes; Diversisporales; Gigasporaceae
Source: the annotation of a GenBank genome assembly
CUUCUCCUACUUUUUUCUCACAUCACAAUAUAAAGAAUAAAGGUUUUUUCUUGGAUGGAGGGGUACUUAUUAAUAACCCAACAAUGACAGCUUAUAUUGAAGCUACACAGUAUUAUAAUGUUGCAAUUGAGAAGAUUUUUAUGCUUUCUCUGGGUACAGGAUGUUAUACGCCAGACCCUUUAAGCCCAAACUUAUAUCUGAACAAACUUUUUUGGCAACAUAAUCAUCAUAAAGUAGCACUGACAGAUAAUAUUGAUUGUCAAAUGCACAAUAAUUUGGGAGAUCGCUAUCAGCGAUGGCAAGUCUGGUUUGAAAACCCAAUAGGAUUAGAUGAUUUUGAAAAUAUUUCUAAUCUCUUAGAGAUAGGUUAUCAAUAUAUAGAAGAGCUCGAUGAUUCAGAUGAGAAUCCUAUUAACAAGUUGGUAGAAUCUCUUCAGAAGUCACAACAUAUUCCUAAUGAGAUUACUGAGAUUACUACUACUACCAACUUUGUUCAAAAAUUUUGA